GGGAGAACUUACGUAGUUGUACUCUUUUUACCUUACUAUGGUUUUUUCCCAUUAGGUUUUCCUGGAAAGGUUUUUAACGAGGCAACAAAGAAGUUAAGCGAGAAUGGAUAGUGACACCGGUCCCCAAGCGGGAGUGUUAUGAAAGCAGCAGCCGCCUUGUUUGAAAAUAUAAAAGGAUGUGAGGCCCGCUGCACUAUUUGCACAGUAAAUUUCUUUCUAUAUAUACGAACGUUUUCGUUCAUUGUAACGCAUUCCUCAACCUUCUCUUCUUUCUAUAAUAAACUCUUUCUAUCAGUGUUAAAAAUUCUACGGAUAUAAAUUUUGCUCUUAUUCCAAUUUUCGCGAUACAAUAAAAUUCCCGUUAUUUUUAUAACAAGAACUAAAUAAUUAAGGGUACAUAUGUCGUUAUAUAAUAAAGGGGCCCUAUAAUAAGUGGGUAAAUAUAAUACUUCAGAGUCUGUGUACACUGACAUUUAAAUAACCAAUCAUGUUUAAAUUAAUUUAAUUAAAAACCUUCAUACUUUUGUAUACAAUAUUAUAAGUAAUCAGAGACUAAGUGUCGAUGAUUUUUUUUUUUUUGACUAAGUGUCGUUGAUACUAACAAAAAAUAUAUAAAAUGCCAUAGUAUUUCUCUUUGAAAGUCCAAAUCUUACUUCGAAUUCUAUAUAUGUAUAUGUUUCUCUUUUACAUACAAUAAUUGCGAGUUGUCGAUGAAAUGAUCAAAUUGACAUAAUUUUAUAAGAUUUAAUAUGAAAUGACUUUGCAAUGGUUGUUGGAUGAUUUUCUCUUGUCCUGCAUUGGUUGUUGGAUGAUGUGAUACUACAGUGCCAACAGUUUAUAAAAAUAGAAAUAAAAUAAAUAUUUUGGACUGAUUAUAGAAUAGUAUUUUCAUGGGGUAUUCCUGGAGGAUGGAUAAGGCAUUGUCUUUGUAGGAAAAACUUUCAAAAAUACCUUUUUAGUUUGAUUUAAAAAAAAAAAUCUUUGGAGAACAAUUUGCUGAAUUAUCAUUCAAGAAUCAACAUACUUUCAGUAAAUUAUUUGAAAGGAUUUAUGAAGUAUAUACGUUCGCUGCUUCAGGUCAAGUGAAAGGUAUUAUUAUAUAGGCUAUUAGCACAACAACAAACAUGUGGAUAUAAUUAGUGUUUUAGGGGCUGAAGAUUGAAGACGAUCUUUCAUAGUCUCCUGAAUCCUUCUCUGCGAUACCAAUGAUUCGAGCCUGAUCUCCAGCCAAUUGAUCUGGAUAAGGUACGUGCUCAAGUUGCAGUCGACAAAUCGUUCAGCCUCAGUGCUUACGAAGUAGGCUAGUUGCCUUACUUGACGUGGGCCUGUGUUACUUAGGUUCAUUAGCAUAAACUGACUCGUUAGUAGAAUCCGGCCCGAAGAUUUAGGGUUUGGACUAUGACCAGAAACGCUCUCUUCCUAAAAGCCUGAUUAGCUCUCUCUCUUUUAAUGAUAAACGUGAUUAGCUUCUUUCCGUCGGAUUUGUAUUUAUAUAAGACGGAUUUUAUACAAAAAGAUUCCUUAGCAAAGUUGUCAUAAUAAAAUGUGUAGAUAGGCAUAUAUUAAUACUAUCAAGACUCAUAGAACACCCAAUAGAAACCAACAUGGAUCAAGAAGCUCUUCUCGUCGGAAAAGCUACGGACCAGCACCCGGAAAAACGCACUGUUUCGACCAUUUCGUGUAUUCUUGCAAGUCAGGCUUUGGAGAAACUUGCAUAUUACGGAUUAGUACCGAACAUGAUACUUUACUUGACGGUGGAGUACGGCAUGGGAACGACGGAAGCGGCCAACAUCCUCUUCCUCUGGUCUGCCGCCACCAACUUCUUCCCUCUUAUCUGUGCUUUCAUCGCUGAUUCAUACACGGGUCGUUUUCCUCUUAUCGGAUUUGGAUCCUCCACUAGCCUUCUGGGAAUGCUUUCAUUAUGGUUGGCAGCAAUGAUCCAACCAAAAUGCGACAAAUCAAUAGACGUAUGCCAACCAAUCACACCAUUCCAACUUUUUCUCCUAUAUUCAUUUUUUACCCUCACAUCCAUCGGUGCCGGCGGCGUUAGGUCCUCCUGCUUAGCCUUCGCCGCCGAUCAGCUCCAACUCAACAACACAACACGCAUCUCCACGUCAGCACUAGAAACUCUGUUUAACUGGUAUUACUUUUCGGUCAUGCUCGCUUACUUUCUCUCCGAGUCGUUGCUCGUCUUCGUUCAGACAAAGUAUGGUUGGCAAAUCGGUUUUGGAGUCUCUCUCGCUUCCAUGGCUCUAUCGGUCGCUUUGUUCUUUGCGGCUUCUCCGUUUUAUGUCAAGUUUAAGUGUGAGCAUGGCCUCGUUUCUGGACUUUUCCAGGUUCUUGUUGCUGCUUUUAGGAACCAGCACGUUGAUUUGUCAUCAGAGGAGUAUAUUAUAUCGUACCAUCAAGAAACAGGAUCUUCAUUUUCAAUUCCUAGCCAGAAAUUGAGGUAUUUGAACAAAGCCUGCGCCACUAGUAACCCAAGGCAAGACCAAACCCUAACAGGAAACUCACAGAACCCAUGGAAGCUGUGUACUGUACAACAAGUAGAAGACUUUAAAUCUCUAGUCAACGUUCUACCAAUCUGGUCAACGGGAAUCAUCUUGUCACUUGUUACAGCUUGUCAAGCCUCCUUCAUAGUUCUUCAAGCCAAGGCCAUGGAUCGUCGCACUUUCAUCAAGGGUUUCGAGAUUCCUCCGGGAUGUUACGGCGUUUUCAUGAUCAUUUCCUUCGUGCUCUUCCUUGUUAUUUACGAUCUUGUUGUAAUCCCGUCAGUGUCUUGGGCUCUAAAAAAGCCCUUUCGACUGGGAGUUAUGGUGAGAAUGGGAGCUGGGAUUGCAAUAUCGGUGCUAUGCAUCUCGACUCUAGCGAUAGUGGAGUACGUUAGAAGAAAAAGAGCUAGAGAGGAGGGAGGUACGCUGUUGUCUGCGAUGUGGCUAUUACCAUACAUGCUACUAGGAGGCAUUUCGGAAGCACUUAUUUCGAUAGCACAGAAUGAGUUCUUCUACUCCGAGCUUCCCAAGUCCAUGUCAAGCGUCGCCACCACACUCUCCGGCCUCAACAUGGCCGCCGCAAGCCUCGUCUCCUCCUGGAUCGUCACCGCAGUAGAUACCGCCACUUGCCGGACCUGGAUCAUAGAGGAUAUAAACGAGGGACACUUGGACUAUUACUAUUGGCUCAUGACAGCAUUUUCUCUUCUCAACGUUGUUUAUUUUGUUUGGUGUAGCAAAGCUUAUGGUAAAUGUAAAAGUGAUACAGAUAAUUCAAUAAAUUAAUUAUGUAAGUA
This is a messenger RNA of Brassica napus (rape), 3286 nucleotides long. Its product is annotated as protein NRT1/ PTR FAMILY 1.3. Gene Ontology annotation, molecular function: transmembrane transporter activity. The record is from RefSeq and is a predicted model, not a curated record. The transcript is spliced from 5 exons. Lineage: Eukaryota; Viridiplantae; Streptophyta; Magnoliopsida; Brassicales; Brassicaceae. The coding region runs from base 1605 to 3275 and encodes 556 amino acids. Gene Ontology annotation, cellular component: plasma membrane. Gene Ontology annotation, biological process: transmembrane transport.